GGAGGUUCAUAGCAGCAUCAGUGAAAACUUUCUGGGUGAAUGAAUGGCUUUAACAGGACAGAAGUCAUCCUGGAUUAAAUAAACAAAUAGUAGAACUACAGUAGUAGAGCAAGAGCGCCAGUCAUGGAGGCGACCGACUGACCAAGCCAGGGAACAAUGGGGCCAUUGGCAGGAGUCCUGAGUGUCUUGCCUGUACUUGGUGGUGAGGGGUUUUGAAGAAAAAUGAGCCAUUGUCUCUCUCUCUCUCAUCCUGCUUCCGAAUCUCAGCAGAGCUGAGCAACGUCUCUGGAAGCCGUCCCAGGAUGCUCCACCGUGAAGAAUACUAGUCUGGUCAAACCUAGCUGGCCCCAUGGAGAGAUUCUAGUUGAAAAGCCUCUAUGACCACCAUGAGCUGGAGCUUUCUAACUCGUCUUCUGGAAGAGAUCCACAACCAUUCCACCUUUGUGGGGAAAGUGUGGCUCACAGUGCUCAUCAUCUUCCGCAUCGUGCUGACUGCCGUGGGGGGCGAGUCCAUCUACUCGGACGAGCAGACCAAGUUUACCUGUAACACCAAGCAGCCCGGCUGUGACAACGUGUGCUAUGAUGCCUUCGCCCCGCUUUCGCACGUCCGCUUCUGGGUCUUCCAGAUCAUCAUGAUCUCCACCCCUUCGGUCAUGUACCUGGGCUACGCCAUCCACAAGAUAGCCCGCACCUCCGAGGUGGAGCGCCGGAAGUUCCACCACCGGAAGAAGCCCAUUCAGGCCCACAGGUGGAGGGAGAGCCACCCGCUUGAGGAGGUGCUGGAGGAUGAGGAUGACGAUGCAGAGCCCAUGAUCUACCAGGAGGAGGUGGUGGAAGUCCAGGAGGUCACGCCGGAGCCGGCCAAGCCUCAGAAACAUGACGGCCGCCGGCGGAUCAUGCAAGAGGGCCUGAUGAAGAUCUACGUCCUGCAGCUCCUGUCCCGGGCUGUGUUUGAGAUCGGCUUCCUGGCGGGCCAGUAUCUUCUCUAUGGCUUCCGUGUUAAUCCGUCAUAUGUGUGCAAUAAGGUGCCCUGUCCCCACAAGGUAGACUGCUUCAUCUCUCGGCCCACGGAGAAGACCAUCUUCUUGCUCAUCAUGUACGUGGUCAGCUGCCUCUGCCUGCUCCUUAACGUUUGCGAGAUGUUCCACUUGGGCAUCGGAAAGUUCCGGGACACUCUCCGCAAGAGGAAGAACCAGGGGGGGCGACGGCCCUCGUACAGCUACCCGUACUCCCGUAACAUCCCCACCUCUCCCCCUGGGUACAACCUGGUCAUGAAGUCAGACAAGCCCAACAGGAUCAUCCCCAACAGUCUUAUCACCCACCAUGAGCAGAACAUGACCAACGAUGCCCAGGAACAUCACCAAGAGUGCACCAGUCCAGACGAGAACAUCCCCUCGGACCUGGCCAGCCUGCACCGCCACCUACGGGUGGCCCAAGAGCAGCUUGACAUGGCUUUCCAGACCUACAACACCAACAAGAACCAGCCCACCUCCAGGACAAGUAGUCCAGUGUCUGGGGGCACCAUGGCAGAGCAGAACAGGGUCAACACAGCCCAGGAGAACCAAGGAGCCAGGCCGAAAUCAGCCACUACAGAGAAAGCUGGGACCAUUGUAAAAAACGGAAAGACUUCUGUAUGGAUUUAGGAAUUAUUAACGUCACUAAUCAUACUGAAAAGCCAUUUUGCAAUCUCCAGGACCAUAUUCUGUGGAUACUGGAAGAUGUGUGAGAUGAGACAAGAUUGUGUGAAUCGAUUGCACUGCCUGAAUACACUGUAAACAAUAUAAUAAUUUCAUUCAACAUACAAUUGUAAGGCAACCAGCUGCAAUAGGAUUGUGAGUUUGCUCAACAACAUUUUCACACACAAACGUUUUGUUGUGAGUUUGCUCAACAACAUGUUUGUUGAGCAAACUCACAAUCCUAUUGUACGUUGAAUCAACAUAUAUCUAUUUUUUUACAGUGUAGAUGUAACUUUGUCACGAGCAGAAACCAGCAGUGUGACAUGUAGGAUCAGGAGCACACAAAAUAGGCACAUUGUGACAUCAGAACAAUAGUAAACUUUUUUUUUUUUAACAAACAAAGAAAUACAGUAGUAUGGAUCCUAUUAUUAGUAAGUAUUUUUGUGCUUUAAAUGCCAUAGCUUGAACAUAAUUAAUAUAUGCAUAUGUUGCUUAGUCAAACUUUUCUAAUUUUAGUGAUUUAUAGGUAGAUAUAAAAUAAUACAAUUUUACCCUAGCUAUUGAACUGGAUUAAUUUGACAAAAUAUAUUUAUAAUGGCUUUAACUAUAACAAUUGUGGACUAGUUAAAAGCAAUGCAGUGUUAAGCACUGUUUAAUGGUACUAUGCUUGAAUCAUGAUGUUCGAGAAAUGGACAGUCAACCAAAUGUGAUGAAAAAAAAUCUAGAAAUUCAGAACUGUUCAGAUUUGCACUUGAAACUUUGUAACUCAUUUUGAGUUGUAUUAAAACAUUUCGAGAAAUGA
Coregonus clupeaformis (lake whitefish) is the source of this 2478-nucleotide messenger RNA. Its product is annotated as gap junction gamma-1 protein. Gene Ontology annotation, cellular component: connexin complex. NCBI's taxonomy places the organism in Eukaryota, Metazoa, Chordata, Actinopteri, Salmoniformes, Salmonidae. Bases 378 to 1643 code for a protein of 421 amino acids. The record is from RefSeq and is a predicted model, not a curated record. Gene Ontology annotation, biological process: cell communication. The transcript is spliced from 2 exons.